AUGUUCAAUUCAUUUUUGACUCAGAUCGGUCAAAGAUCAAUGAACAGUGUCAUGAACACAUUUCAGCCUGCCGCCCACGGUAUGACGGCUGCGUUAGGCACUGCUAUCAAUCAACCAGCCCAGAGGUAUUUUCAUGCUGCCAUGAAUACACCUUCUCUGAUGGAGAUGAGCCAUCCCUCCAUGAUGCAGUCGGCCUCACAAUUUCAAUUGCAAGCUAAUCCAGUAGUGGCCAAGAAGAUGUCAGCGAGCCAAAGCCGAAUCGAAAAGAGAAAGCAACUUAAGAAACAAGGGCCUAAAAGGCCUUCUUCUGCUUACUUCUUGUUUUCUAUGGCUGUAAGAGAGGAGUUGGUAAGACAAUAUCCCGAUGCCAAAGUACCCGAGCUAUCCAAGUUAGCUUCUGCCAAAUGGAAAGAGAUGUCUGAAGAUGACAAAAAGCCAUUUCAUGAAAAAUUUAAGGUCAAUUGGGAGAAGUACAGAGUUGCCAGGAAAGAAUAUGAAGCUAGUUUGCCCCCCAAAAGGCCCUCUGGUCCAUUUAUCCAAUUUACCCAAGAGGUUCGCCCUAAGAUUAUCAGCGAAAAUCCUGACAAGGAUCUAAUUGAAAUAACCAAAUUGAUUGGUGAGAAGUGGCGCUCGCUGUCCCAAUCGGACAAGCAAGCCUAUACCGAUACUUACAAGAGGAAGCUCAAAGAAUGGGAGGAACACUACCCAGAAGAGCCAAAGGGUCUAGAGACCACUGCCAAAAUCGAAUCUUCAACAUAA
This is a messenger RNA of Lachancea dasiensis, 759 nucleotides long. The record is from the annotation of a GenBank genome assembly. NCBI's taxonomy places the organism in Eukaryota, Fungi, Ascomycota, Saccharomycetes, Saccharomycetales, Saccharomycetaceae.